Molecule: messenger RNA, 613 nt
Organism: Tachyglossus aculeatus (Australian echidna)
Lineage: Eukaryota; Metazoa; Chordata; Mammalia; Monotremata; Tachyglossidae
Product: lysozyme C I-like
Exons: 4
Coding region: 1-426 (141 amino acids)
Molecular function (GO): lysozyme activity
Source: RefSeq, a predicted model, not a curated record
AUGAAGCGUUUGAUUCUGCUGUGCGUCCUGCUGGUCGCCUCUCAGGCCAAGGUCUUCAAGAAGUGCGAGCUGUCCCGGGUGCUGAAACAAAACGGCUUGGCCGGCUACCUAGGCAUCACUCUGCCCAACUGGCUCUGUAUGGCACACCGAGAAAGUGGUUAUAAUACUCAGACCGUCCGCCGCCUUUCAGACGGCAGCACCAACUACGGGAUUUUCCAGAUCAACAGCCGUUUCUGGUGUGACGAUGGCAAAACAAGUGGAGCCAGGAAUGGUUGCAAAAUCUCUUGCUCUAAGCUCUUAGACGAUGACAUCACGGAUGACAUAGCGUGCGCAAAGAAGAUCGCGCGGGAAUUCCGAGGGUUGUCAGGCUGGUUGAGCUGGACAAUAUACUGUGAGGGUCGCCGCCUGUUCCAGUACGAGUGCUAGAUCCCCCCAGCCCGGAGGGCUCCUCUGCUCCCCGGGCUCAGCGAUCCUCCACCGCAGACUCCCGGAACCCAGCCCGGACUUCAGCCCCGGCUCCCCGGACCCCGGCCCCGACUCCCUGAGUCGCUCCUCUCGGCCUCGGCUCUGGUGGCGGGUCUAUUUGUCUACUCAAUAAAGAUUUCUGCUUCUA